Paramecium tetraurelia is the source of this 516-nucleotide messenger RNA. RefSeq lists its product as uncharacterized. The record is from RefSeq and is a predicted model, not a curated record. NCBI's taxonomy places the organism in Eukaryota, Ciliophora, Oligohymenophorea, Peniculida, Parameciidae. The transcript is spliced from 3 exons.
AUGGGAUCUUGCUGUUCAAGUAAUAAGGUGGUCAAGGAAACUUAUGAUUACCCAGAUGGAGGAGUCUAUACAGGGGAUAUGGAAAACAAUGUGCCACAUGGAAGAGGCACAAUCAAGUGGGACAAUGGUUCACUAUUUGAGGGAUAAUUUGUGGAAGGACAGAAAAAUGGAAGAGGUUUGUUUAGAUGGAAUGAUGGCUAAUACUAUGAUGGCAAUUUCAAAGAUGAAAAAUUUUAUGGCUAUGGUGAAUAUUUUUGGACUGACGGAAAAAUUUAUAAAGGCAACUGGAUAGAUGGUGAAAUGAGUGGAUAAGGCGAAAUGAUUUAUCCAGAUGGGAGAGUUUAUUAAGGCAGUUUCAAAGCAGACAAAAAGGAUGGCGAUGGAGAAUUGACUUGGCCUAAUGGAAACAAGUACAUUGGGGCUUGGAAGAAGGGCAAAUAACACGGAAAAGGCGUUUUGAUAGAUCGAAUAGGGACUAAAACAGAGGGUACCUGGAAUAAAGGAAAAAAAUAAUGA